Messenger RNA from Melanotaenia boesemani (Boeseman's rainbowfish), 3422 nucleotides. Its product is annotated as phosphatidylethanolamine-binding protein 4. NCBI's taxonomy places the organism in Eukaryota, Metazoa, Chordata, Actinopteri, Atheriniformes, Melanotaeniidae. The record is from RefSeq and is a predicted model, not a curated record. Bases 102 to 695 code for a protein of 197 amino acids. The transcript has 7 exons.
GCGGGAACCAUUUCUGCGCAGGCGCAAGAAGAGCAACAGGAGCGUCUGACCGACACAUAAGGAAAUCUGCGGCAAAACACAAGAACACAACUUUUUAAAAGAUGGGUGUCCCAGCACCUUUUUUGGUGCUAUUUUUCUUCACUUUGUGGCCUGACAAGGUGGAACCAAAACAAGAUGCACUGGACCCGCUCGAUGCUUCUUUCUGUCAUGGUGGACUUCAAGUGACCUAUCCUGAGCUGGACAUCAACAAAUGUCUCGUAAUUUCAAAAGAUCUGAAACUCAGAGAGAAAGUCAGCACCAUCUGGAAAGCCCCACAGAUUUCCUUUUCUGGAGCAAAGAAGGAAAAGAUGUAUGCCCUGGUGAUGGUUGAUCCUGAUGCUCCAAGUCGCACCAAACCGACAUCUGCUUACUGGAGGCACUGGUUAAUUGUGAACAUAAAGGGCAGUGCACUCAAGAAAGGAAGAAUACAAGGGACGACUCUCACAGAUUACUAUCCACCGACCCCACCACAGAAGUCUGGUUUCCACCGCUACCAGUUCAUGUUAUUUGAGCAGCCUCCACACACACACGUGUCACUUGCUGAUCAGGAGAGGUCUUCCCGUGGUAAAUGGGAUUUUCAGGCCUUCAUCACAAGGUUUGAUCUUGGAAAGCCUGUGGCCUCUCUGCAAUUUCUCACCCAGAACUUCAAAGAUUGAAGGAUACUCAGAUGCCUGAAAUGGAUGUAAAAUCUGUCUGUAUACAAAAGGAGAUGUUUCCCCACUUGUAUUGUUUUGCCCGCUUUCUCUGAAUUAAAGAGCAGAAAUUCUUCAAAGCUUGUACACGUCAACCCUCUUUGUUUAUAUCUUAUCACUGAGUUUGAGAGAUACAGUAUUUCCUCUUUGUGUUGCAGUAGUUGCUUGGUUUUGAUGUUGGCCCAUAUCUCUGUCACGUGGUCUGGAGCGAAGGAUUUGGGAGAUAGAUUUUGACUUGCUGGGGAUUUCUUAACAGUUUUCCGAACUUGGUCAACAAGAGAAGGAAGACGGCCUGAUAUCACAACUCACUGUGGAAAGAGUUGAUUCUAAUUCAGGGACGGAAACACGUCAGGGCCAAAAAAAGGAAGUGGGAGGUGAAACCAACACCGCAACACAGCCGGAUGCUGCAGUGGAACUGAACCAAAAUACUCUAGAGUGACAGGACAGGGGGAGGGGCUGCAGGGCCUGUCAUGCACUGAGUUAAAGGAACUUACUGUUUGUGUAAUUGUUUAUCAUAUUUCCAUUGCCCACUUUCACCCCAAAUGGAAACAAUGAGCAUACUCAUUGUUUCAGCAUACUCAGCACUUUCAGGUACUCAAUUGAUUUAUCUGAACUUAAAAUGGCUCCAUUUCUAUGUGUCCUUCAGGGUAACUUUGGGACAAUGAACCCAUUUUGAACUUUAAAGAGUCUCACCUGACAGGUCUGCAGAGGAUGGUGUGGGUAAACUUUUCAACCCUUUCACAAUGAGAUAGUUUUCAGACUUUACAGGUCUUUGUAGAGGGUGGGUCAGGGUACCCCCCAUGAGGAAUAUUGGUUUCUAACCAACUGUCCUCUGAGAAUGGUUUGUAUCAAUACCCCAGAUGUCUGAAAAAGGCUGGAUUUACAUGAAUGACUUUGAUGUUCUGAUGAUCAAUCUUUAGUUGGUGGUUUCAUUGACCCCAGUUUGGUGUCUCAUCAGUGGGCUAGGCUGGAGUAGGUAAUGGAGGUUUUUGUUCCUUUGGUGGUUAAGCCAGCCUUGGUAAACCCCUAUGUGCCCUCUCCAUGAACUCUGGGAGAUCAUUGAUCAAAUUGUCCAGCAUUUGCUUUGUUUGCCUCCCUGCCUUAGCAGUCAAAGCAUCUAAUUCCACAAACAAAACAUCCAAAACAAUGUACAUGAGCACACAGUUAGUGAGAGAAUCUGUUGCUUUUAAACAAAUGUUAAGUAUCUGUCAGAGUACUGCUCCUGACCUUGAUUUGCCCAUCUUAUUUGACUUAUGAAAUCACAUUUCUAACAACUGGCAAGUGGAUUAUAACUCCACGCUCAUUGUAAAGCAUGCCAAGUGGGAGAGCAUUCUUCCAAAAACCACCUACUUGAAUCCAUCAGUACACGACUGAAAUGCCAAGUUUUAUACUUCCAAAUACGCUGCACGUUUUUUUCUCCCUCAUAUCUUGCAGAUUUCUUGCCAAAACAGCUGGAUUUUGCCACUCCGCUUCCCUGAAUGUGUUUAUUUUUACACCAAAUGUCAGGAGAGUUUAAAUAUUAUGAUAAGGAAAAACUGACAGCUGUAGUUUUUGUGCUACACAGUAUAUUGGCUGCUCUGAAAAAUGAUCAGCUUCUCACAUCUCAUGAUGUGAGCUUUUAAUGUUUUCUUAAUGUAUUCAAAGUUAACUUAAUUUUUAUGAAGCACUCCUUUUGACCUUUUAAGAUUUUUGCAGAGGUAUCUGUGCUGGCCGUGUUUCAUAAAUAGAUGGAUGGAUGGAUAGAUGGAUGGACGGGUGGAUAGAUGGAUGGAUGGGUGGAUAGAUGCAAAACAGGACUUCACAUGAAGAUGGCAGACUAUGAAGAAACAUCAAGGUGUUUAUCUGAAACUACUCCAAACUACAGGGCCUAAUCUAAAGCCUUUUUGUAUGUGAUUAUUAAACAGAUCAAGCAAAAAUAUUCAGCAUAUCUUUAUUAUUUAUUCCUCAGAGAUGCAUAUUGUCUAACUAUUAUAUGUUAUAUAAUAAACCAAGUUGUUACUUUAGCUUUAUUUUCAUCAGAUAUCAAGCAGUGGAUUAAGUUUCAAACUGAUGCUGGAAAAUAAUGUUUUAAAAGAAAAGUUUAGGGAAUUGAGGCCUUAGCACCAUAUGAAUAAUUGCAUCACUCGCUUUCUUCAUGCACAGAGAUUAGUUUCUUUCAGUAUUUACUUGGACCUACCAUCAGCCUACCAACAGCCUAUCAAGUUCUGCACAAUAACUUGUUGAUUUGAGUCAGGUGUGUUGGAGCAGGGAAAUAUUGAACACCUGUUGGAUUGUGGACUAUGAGGACCGGAGCAUGACACCCCUGCCCUAAGGUUUUAGUAUCAAGAUGUAAUUUAUAAAUAAAUGAAAUAAAUAAAUGUGUAUUACGUUGAGAUACAAGUUUACAAACCUAAACUGUGCUGCCAUGUUCAUUUUAAAGAGAAGAGGCUUUCUACCAGCAAACUUUCCAAAUAAUCAUUCCAGAAAUUGCUUCUCCAAGAUCACUGCUGAUGUCUUUCCUCUUUGGGAUUGUGUUUACACAAACUUUGAAUUGUCAACUGUCACAACAUCUGCUUUUUUGAGCUUCUUAAGUUUAAUUGAUUAGCAGCACCUCUCAUGUAUUUUUAAAUUCCUAUAGAAGCAACACAGUGUACAUUAUCUUUCACACACUGCUUUUGCAUUGAUAUUUCUUAAAUAAAUAAUGAUAUGAUA